AUGGCGCUAGCUGCGCAUAGACUGCAAGCAGGUCGCAGCCCAUACAUUUUUAAAUACUUCUACAAAAUUACAGAUCUGCGGCUUUAUAAAGAACACCGAGAACCCCUGAUGAUAAACGUGGUCACGAUGCACGCAUUGCUGUUCCUGGUGAUCGUUAGUUCCUCGGUGCUCGGUGAGCCAUCCGGAUUGUUCUGUGCCGAUUAUGGAGGAAGAAUCGUCUCAGAGUCAGCGAGAUUCCCACGACUGGCAGAAUCGAGGAUUAUUGGAGGGGAGUGGGCCGCCAUAGAGGAAUAUCCAUUUGCGGUCUCGUUGCAGAACAAUGGCACGUUUUUUGGUCACCAAGUCGAGCAUUUCUGCGGCGGCAGUAUCGUCGGGGAAAAGUGGAUAAUAACGUCGGCGCAGUGCGCUCUCAGGAUUCAGGUGAAACCGUUCCAUGUGAGGGCCGGCACGUCAUAUUACUACCAGGGCGGUGACGUUUAUGGUGUUCAGAGCGUUGCGAUACAUCCUGCCUUCAACACAUUUAAUUACGACUACGACGUUGGCCUUGUUGAGCUCUCUAGUAGCAUAACAUUUGACAGGACCAAGCAACCCAUCCAGUUACCCAAAACAUAUUCAAUAAUCACCGAUGGUUCCCUGGUCGAAGUCCUCGGUUGGGGUGCAUCCCGGUUAUUAGGUCCGGUCUCAGACGCACUUUUGCAAAAUAAGAUGCGAAAAAUUAGUAAUGAGAACUGCGAGGAGGCCAGUGGUGACUUAGUAACGAACAGGAUGUUCUGUACCCUGUCCGACACUGCUAGACCCUGCGUUGGAGAUUCGGGCUCGCCUCUGGUCUUUGGAAAUACUUUAUUCGGCGUAGCAUCCUGGAGCAGAUCUUGCGAGUGGCAGUACCCAACAGCUUUUACAGCCAUAGCAGAAGUGAAAGAUUGGAUCAGCGACGUAACCGGUAUAUCUUGA
Eufriesea mexicana is the source of this 951-nucleotide messenger RNA. Its product is annotated as trypsin 5G1. The record is from RefSeq and is a predicted model, not a curated record. Lineage: Eukaryota; Metazoa; Arthropoda; Insecta; Hymenoptera; Apidae. Gene Ontology annotation, biological process: proteolysis. Gene Ontology annotation, molecular function: serine-type endopeptidase activity.